AUGCUUCAAGGUCUGUUCCUCGCGGCGUUGUCCGCUUCUGCCGCCUUUGCAGCGGUGAUCCCAACCGUCGAGCCCGUGGUGGAUCUUGUUGCCGAGCCCGUGGCCGUGGCUGGGGUCGAGGCGCGUGAUACCUGCGUCUAUACCUGUGGUUCAGUGUGUUAUUGGCAAGUGGACAUUGACGAGGCACUGGCUGAGGGCUACAAGGACUACAAGGCGGGCUCCGCCCCAGGUGGUUAUCCUCACCAGUACAAUAAUUACGAAGGGUUCAGCUUUCCGACCGCGGCGCCAUGGUAUGAGUUCCCAAUCCUUUCAACGUACAAGGUCUACACAGGCGGUUCUCCUGGCGCGGAUCGGAUUGUUUUCGACACGAAGGGAAACUUUGAUGCAUUGAUCACCCACACUGGUGCAUCUGGCAAUGACUUUGUUGCCUGCAAGAAGGCUUAG
Messenger RNA from Diaporthe amygdali, 444 nucleotides. RefSeq names its product guanyl-specific ribonuclease. Gene Ontology annotation, molecular function: RNA nuclease activity; RNA binding. The transcript is spliced from 5 exons. Lineage: Eukaryota; Fungi; Ascomycota; Sordariomycetes; Diaporthales; Diaporthaceae. The record is from RefSeq and is a predicted model, not a curated record. The coding region runs from base 1 to 444 and encodes 147 amino acids.